AUGUGGUUCGGAGAGAAAGAGAGGAUUGAUUUGCUUAGAAAUAUCAUAAGAACAUCGUCCUGUUUCGAUGAGAUAUUGGAGUUCGAUCCUUAUGGCAUCAACAAGUAUGAUUUCGAAGCCAUUAACGAUAUCCUCGACGAUUUCAUUGGUAACAAUUCCACUAUUUCUACAACAUGCCCCCCCUCAACUACUGCUAUCACGAAUGGAUACUCUGCCACCACUAUUCUUCCAGCCGAGAGAUGCGGGAUCGUUACGAGUACUGGAGUCGCAAGUCAAACACAGCCUGCCUCCAAGGCCGGUAUCUCCACUGGGCAAGAUAAAAAAAUGAUGAUCAGUUCAUUAGUUGAAUACUCUGCCCAGGACGUUUUUUCUCCUUACGACAGCUAUGUUAAGAGCUUGACACCAAUUUGGAUUGAUCAGCUUGGAUUAGUGUCUGCACAGUGUUUUAACUAUCCCUCGUUUGGCCACUCCGCUAUAGGGGUGAAAACCAUGUACGGAUGCACAGCAGUGAUCAUAGCAUCCGAGAAGGGAGUGUACCUUUCACACAUCUGGGAGAGCCCCGUGUUUGUUGACGAGGCUUUCAAUACAACUGAUGACAGGUUUUUCACGAUAACUGCGUUUAAUUCUCUCCGGGAUGGAACCAUAUAUGCACAAAGUGUAACUGAUUUAAUUGGAACCGACCAUAACCCUGGCAUUCUGAAUGCAAUCUACGCACCCAAAGUCUUCGUCCUCACACCCUUCACCACAGAUUGGGAUCGACGGAACUGUGGAAUUUCCACCACACUCAGAUAUCAAAAGCGUGCUGAGGAGCUCGCACAAAAGAUAGCAGGCAUUGUUCCUGGUUCCGGUGGAAAUGGUAUUAUCCUCGGUUAUACACGAACAAGUCGGCAAGCAUCGAGUCAGGAACCAGGCAUUGCAGGAAGAGCUAUUUUGGAGAUUGACCCUGUUUACACUCGGAUCACUACACCCUACGACCCAAAAUCUGCGGGCCUCCAAAUUGGCCGUUGGCGUCUGUGGGUAGAGGAUCAACUGAUUACUUACCAAGACUUCUGGCUUCCUGAUAUUACAGCUCCUGGGACACUUCCCGACGGGACACUGGCUAACGAGACGUUGGUUGCGCCAGCUAGCACAAGAGCCGCCUGCUAUAGUUGA
Messenger RNA from Penicillium griseofulvum, 1152 nucleotides. RefSeq lists its product as uncharacterized. The transcript has a single exon. The coding region runs from base 1 to 1152 and encodes 383 amino acids. The record is from RefSeq and is a predicted model, not a curated record. Lineage: Eukaryota; Fungi; Ascomycota; Eurotiomycetes; Eurotiales; Aspergillaceae.